UCUAUUCACACGUUGUUAAGUAGAGAACUAUUCCUUGUUAGUAUAUUCUAUGAUAUAAUAUAAAACGUAACGAUUUUGGUUAUGUUUACCGUUGGUUAAAUAUUUUGUCCAAAUAAAAUGAUAUCAAUAACGAAUACAAUGGCAUUGUUGCGUAUUUGUUGUAAUACAAAUUUGGCUGCCACUGUUAAUGGUUUACAUACAUCUUCAGUAACCUGUUUGAAUGUGGACUGGAGGAAGAAGAAGGGUUUACCAAUUAAUGCAAACAGUACUGGUCCUUUGGUUAAUUUUCCAGACUUUUCCUAUAAAGAUAAUAGACCUACUCCAUAUGGAAUUAGACAAUUAAAACGCAUUAAAAAACACCAGGAAUAUGUGAGCAAGAUUAUGACGUUAACUGGUGAAAUUGAUUAUGCAGUUGAAAGACAUGCUAAAUUGCUAAAACAACAAGAGGUAAAAAGACAAAAGAUAUUGGAUAGCAAAUUAAAACAAAAAGGAAAAUUAUUAAUAACAGAUAAAUAGAUAUUUUUAAUAUAUUUUAUGUAUAUGUAAUUAU
Nomia melanderi (Alkali bee) is the source of this 550-nucleotide messenger RNA. It is a transcript of the gene mRpL52, whose product is annotated as mitochondrial ribosomal protein L52. Gene Ontology annotation, molecular function: structural constituent of ribosome. Gene Ontology annotation, cellular component: mitochondrial large ribosomal subunit. The record is from RefSeq and is a predicted model, not a curated record. NCBI's taxonomy places the organism in Eukaryota, Metazoa, Arthropoda, Insecta, Hymenoptera, Halictidae. Gene Ontology annotation, biological process: mitochondrial translation.